Dujonia railenensis is the source of this 1587-nucleotide messenger RNA. The record is from the annotation of a GenBank genome assembly. Lineage: Eukaryota; Fungi; Ascomycota; Pichiomycetes; Serinales; Debaryomycetaceae.
AUGGAGAAGUCUCAAAUCAUAAAGCGGAAGGUGGCCAGCUCAAAUCAUGGAUCAUCAACAGCGCCCUCUUCUCAGCUCAAAAAUGUGCACACCAAAAUGAAGAAACGGAAGACUGACUUUUUGAACAGAAUCAACUAUUCUCACACAUUUUCGGUCGUGGUGUUACCUCUUGUGGUGGCGUUGUACUAUAUAGUAGUCAGCACCACCCAUUCACUUUCAGCAUAUUGUUCUUCACCAAAGAAUUCGACUUUGGUCUUCUCUGGGCUUUAUUUCCACGUCACAUUACUAGCAUUUACUUCAGGGUAUCAUAAAUAUUUCACUCAUAACACUUUCCAGACCAACUCCAAAGGUCUCCCACUUUUCUUCGUGGUGUUUGGCAGUGCCUUGGGCUUAGGAUCCGUGAGGUGGUGGGCGUCCCUACACCGAGCUCAUCACCAUUUCACUGACGAUACUGAACGGGAUCCAUACUCAAUAAAAAGAGGUGUAUUUUGGUCACACUGUGGCUGGUUGAUAAAGAAGCCUAAAAUCACUACCUUCUAUCAGGAGUUCAUGGAACAAGAGUUCCCGCUCAAAUUGCAUGUUGAAGAAUCAAAAGAGGAAGAAGAUUUCCGGAGUGACUUAAAUGAGGUCUUAAGCAAUGUUGAAGGAGAAGAUGAGGAGGACCAAGUCGACUACGACUUACUCAAUAUUCAGCGUCUUACACUUUAUGACCAUAAGUUGGUUCUCUGGCAAAACUCAUACUAUCUUUUCUGUUUUUUGACUACUGGUCUCAUCUUACCAACAUUGGUAACGUAUUUCUUCUUUGGUGAGACAUUAACUAAUGGGCUAAUAUACCCUGGGAUCAUUAGAAUGUUCUGCUCUCAGCAAUGCGUAUUGUUGACUGAGUCAAUUUGUCAUAAAUCAUAUUUAUUUUCAAUACCCACACAACCGUACAAUGACAAGAAUUCUUCCAGAAAUUGCCAUAAUCCAAUAUUGACAGUAUUGACGUACGGACAAGCUAAUCAGAAUUAUCACCAUGAGUUUCCUCACGAUUAUCGUAAUUCCUCCUCGGUGUUGGCAUUUGAUCCUACUAAAUGGUUCAUUUGGAGUCUAUAUAAGAUAGGGCUAGUUGACGACCUUUGUAGUACCCCACUGGAUUUGAUUACUCAGAUCAGAAUACAACAGCUGCAGGCUAUCAUAACCAGGGCCAAAAGUCAGUUAAAUUGGGGAACUCCAAUAUCAAAAUUGCCCAGGAUUACGCCUAAAGAUUUCAAGAGAAUCUUGGCUUCUUCAAAUCAUAGCGAUCGGAUUUAUAUUGUGAUUCAAAACAUUAUCCACGACAUAACUCCCUUUAUGGAUCAACAUCCAGGUGGAGUACAACUCCUAAAAGCUUCACAUGGCAAAGAUGCAACGAAGGCGUUCUUUGGAGGAGUUUACGGACAUCUGACUGCAGCAAAUAAUUUGCUAGCAACAAUGAGAAUUGGCAUAUUAGACGUGGGGAAUGAGGAGGAGGUCUGGAGAAGAGUAGUAAAGGAAGAGGGUAAUGUAGAUGAAGAUAAGGGAAGAAACAAAGGGUCCGAGCAAUAUAAAACGGCCGAAGCUGCAUAG